Molecule: messenger RNA, 3462 nt
Organism: Misgurnus anguillicaudatus (oriental weatherfish)
Lineage: Eukaryota; Metazoa; Chordata; Actinopteri; Cypriniformes; Cobitidae
Source: RefSeq, a predicted model, not a curated record
CCAGUGUUGUCGUUCAUUUGUGAUGCGAUGUUGAUGUUUUGGCUCAGUUGGAGAGGUGUGACGUUUAAUGGUGGAUUAACACAGAGAGUGAUUACUUACUUACUUUCUCUCUCUCGCCGCAGUUUAUUAUUUUUUCAACAGGUUGAGAGAUGUCUGAAAGCUCCAGUGACACAGAAUCAUCAUGCGGAUGGACGGUUAUCAGUAAUGAGGGUUCAGACAUUGAGCCACUGGGUCCUGAUAAUGCUGGGGAAUGUGAGGAGGAAGAGGUCACAGUGGACGCUGAACCUGAUAAGGAGAGUCAGGGAGAGUCUUCUCUGGACCUCACAUUGAGAGAGGAGGCGACUUUAGAGGCGGAACCAACUGGAGAGGCGGGAGCAGAUCAUGUGAUGCUUUGCUCCUCCAGUGAGAACUCUGACAUCAUAACCCUGGCUGAUGCACGGGAGGCGGAGAUUGAAACGUGGGUGGAGCCUGUUGUGAAGGAGGCAGAGAAAAUGGGAUGUGAGGAGCUCUUUCUGGGAACAUCAUCGAGUAGCCAGUAUACAUUCAGGGAGGCCGAAACAAGAGCGACAGCAGGUUGGUGGAGGAGUGGUUGGAAAUUUUCCAGGACGCUGUGGGAAUACGGGAGUCAUGUGCACGACUCUCUCUCACUCUCAGUUUUCCCCGUGGAUCAGCCCGUGCAGCGAGACAUCAGUAACAGCAGCAGUGAGGAUGAAGAGGAGGAGACGAAGAGCAGUCCUGUGGUAAGAAGACGCAGGGUCCGGAGGGGCACAACAGGCUCAGAGUCUGGAGACCUGCAGGAGACUCACAGGAGACACGAGGAGGAGAUUCAGGCACAUAUAGACCCUCGUUCUGCAGCUCACAGUCAGGUCAGCGGGACUCUGAACAAAUGUAUCCUGUUAGCUCUUCUCAUCGCCAUCAGCAUGGGCUUCGGACACUUCUACGGUACGGUACAGAUUCAGGAAAGGCAGAGGACUGUGGAGAAGAUUCAUCCCAGUGAGCUGGAAGUGCCGUGUAAGAGAGAGCCGGAUGUUGUCAAUAAGGAAGUGGUUGAGGAUCUAAAAGAAGAUCUGGAGGAGAAGCAGGAGAUGGUGUUGAGUCUCACAAGCAUCAUGGAUAAAAUAUCUAAAGAAAACCAGCAUCUCAGAGCCACACAGGAUGACCUACAGACCCAACGACAGGAUCUGUACGAGAAACUGAUGCAAGUCAAGCGUGAGAUGGAGUCCCAGCACAAAGACCUGACAACGGAAAACCAGAACCUCAAAAUCAGUCUCGAUCGAGAGGAGGCAUCCUUCUCGGCCCUGCAGGAGGAGCUGAAGUACCUGCGUGCACAGGUGAGAGAACUGGAGGAGAAAGGAGAGGGAACGGAUUCAAUCCUGUCUGAAAACCAGCGACUGAAGGGUCACCUGCAGGAGGAGAAACAGAAGGUGCGUAGCUUCAUGAACCAGAGAGAGGCGCUGAUGGCCGAGGCUCAGGUGCUACGCAAAGAACUGGAUAAAGAACGAAAGGUUAUGGAAAAACUGAAAGAGGAACUUGAAGAAAUGAGUCAGAAAGAUGAUGAGGCAGAGACGGAAAAACUGCAAGCCCGACUCUUGGAGCUGGAGAACAAGCUGAAGUUCGAGCAGCAGCGCUCCGAUCUUUGGGAGAGACUUUACGUGGAGUCGAAGGAGGAGAGAGCCAAAGGUGACCGAGAUGUGAAGACCAAGAUCCCAAAGGAUGGGAUGAUGGGAAAGGUGAAGGAAACGCUUGACGCCGUCAAGAAUUCCACCAAAGAGUUUGUGCACCAUCAUAAAGAGCAGAUCAAGAAAGCCAAAGAAGCGGUGAAGGAAAAUCUCCGGAAGUUUUCAGAUUCUGUAAAAUCCACGUUUAGGCACAUCAAAGACUCCGCCACCAGAGUCUUCAACCACGAAAAGAGGUCCCAGGAAAGAAAAAAUGCCAAUACUGAACGUCAAACAUUUCGGCAAGAACAAAGCAACACAUUUGAAGACGACAUUCACUGGCAACCUCAGAAACCUUUACAUCGACAUCCUCGUAAAUCCACCGUGUAUACCGAUGUCCACACCGAUCGCAAUACGCGUAAACCCGGCACUCAGAAAGCGCAAAGCACUACGGGUCAGAAAACUCCACCCAAAGGAUGUUCUGGUGUAUUUGAUUGUGCUUAUCAAGAGUCUAUGAGUUUAUUUAAUAAGGCAAUGGAUCCCAUCCGCGCCGAUGAGUUUGAUGAACUUCUACGAAGCUACCUGCAGAAAGAGGUCGGUCAUUUCCAUCACUGGAGAGAACUAAAAAGCUUCAUCGAUAAUUUCUUUCACAACGGCGUCUUCAUCCACGACCAGAUGCUGUUCACAGACUUUGUUAGCGGAGUUGAGGAUUAUCUUGAGGAAAUAGAUGAAUAUCACAGUAUUGACGAUGAUGUCUUUGAAGAUCUAGAUGACUACAUCUACAGGCACAUAUUUGGAGAUACAUACUUAAAAUACUUUGGACCGAGUCGACCCUUUGAAAGGCCGGGGUCAAAGGGAAAGACAUGGCGUCACUGCCAUAGGCAACAGAAGAAACACCAGAAGCCCCGACCCCGUCCGGAGAAAAUGAAGAAAUGGAUGCAGUCAGCACGUGAUCCCAGCCGACAGUUUGCAGAUGUUAAAAUAGAGCUGGGGCCGAUGCCCUUCGAUCCAAAAUAUUAGAGAAUGCAUCAAAUUGGCAAUCGUUUUUGCUGUAGAGAAGCUAUAGAAAACUUUAGGUUCAUUUUUCUUUCAUGUUUUGCACAAUGUAAAUGUUCUCAUGCUGACUUUUUUUUUUAGCUCUUUCUGCACUAUAUUGAUGGCUGUUUCUAAAUCUGAGCAUCCAAACUGCACUUUAAAAUGUAUUAUUAUUAUUUUAUAGGAAGAGAUAUCCCCCCAGUUUUAAGUGUGUCGAAGGAAUAUUUAAAAUAUAAAGAAAAAUGUACUUUAUUUUUUACCAAAUUUACUGUUUAUUAUCCAAAAACCUGAAUUUGAACACCAAAUACAUUUAGCCAGUAAGAUUAUACAAGAAAACAUAUGAGAAAAACUUAAGAUACAGUAUUUGUAGGACCAAAAAAUAAUUCACAGUGAGUUUGACAUUCGGGAUUAUAAUGACAUGACAUACCUAUAAUACAACAUAUAGUACAAUUAAAAAGUGCUCAUUGUUAUAAGGAUAACAGGGCUUUGGUGUGGUCUCUUGUAAUCUAUCGGCUGCUACUGUAUGUGUCACCACUGUUUUAUUUGAAAACGCACAUUAAAAGAGGAUUUGUUUGUUUGUUUAAAUCUGCAAUUGUUAGUGAAAUCACUUUCGCUCUUUUUUCUUUCCUAUGUUGUCAUUGGCUAAGUAACAUUCCCGUAAGCGUUUGUUUGGAAACUGCUAUAAGAUGCAAAUGUAAAUUAACUUCAAUGCACUUAACCUCUUAAACUUGCACUUCUUUUCUAGAAUAAAACUCUUGCAUUGCUUCAUAAA